AUGAGCUAUCUAAUUUAAAACAUCUUAAUGUCGAAAUUUUAAAUACAAUUGUUUCUCAGUCAUUAAUUAGCCAUAUUAAUAGAACUUUACUAAAUGUGUUCUAAGAUAUUAAAUAAUUAACAAUUUCCUAAAAUAAAUAUAAAAUACAAUUAGAAAGUUUUGAUGAAGAUACUAAAAACUAUAAAUUUGUUUAUGAUUCUUUUAAAAAUGAGAAAUUUUUAAAUUAAAUCUAAGAAUUAAGCUUCUACUAAAAAUAGAAUUAAUACUUUAAAAAACUAUAAUUAUCAGAAUUAAGUAACAUUUAAUAUGCUCAUUUACCAAAAAAUAUUUCUUUAGAUGAAGUUUAUAUUGAGUAAACUAUCAAUUAGGAUUCUUUAAAUGGUUUAGCAAAAUACUUGA
This is a messenger RNA of Tetrahymena thermophila SB210, 399 nucleotides long. RefSeq lists its product as hypothetical. The record is from RefSeq and is a predicted model, not a curated record. The transcript has a single exon. NCBI's taxonomy places the organism in Eukaryota, Ciliophora, Oligohymenophorea, Hymenostomatida, Tetrahymenidae.